CGCCGAGCUGCUGCUCGCCCAGCCACUGACGGGCUGCUGCUCGCCCAGCCACUGACGGGCUGCUGCUCGCCCAGCCACUGACGGGCUGCUGCUCGCCCAGCCACUGACGGGCCCCCGGCGGCAACCCCGCUGUCCACACAUGUCCACAGGCGCGGUGGCGCGCACCGACGCGGACCGCGCCGCCGCCCACGCGGUGCGGCUGCGAAACUACUUCUACGGCCAGCCGUCGGCCGGGGGCGCCGCGCAGCUCUCGCCUCACUCGGUCGAGGUUGGCUUUGACGCCGUCGAGGUGUACCGCCUCUCGGAGGCGCCGCCUGCGCCUGCGACGGCGCUGCCCCUCGGGACGGAGUUUGCCGGAGAGCAGCUCCUCGCGACCCGGCUGGUCGGCGGCCAGCUGGCGCCGCUCGUCCACUCGCUGCUCGCCGUCGUCCGCUCGCCCUCGGGCAGCUGCGACGACCUGCUCGCCGCGCCGCUCGCCGGCGUCGUCCUCGUCUCCGCCGUCGACCUCGAGCGGCAGCGCAUCACGCUGCUGUCGCCCUCGCCGCUGCCGCUGCCGUCGAUGACGCUGCUCGCGGGGUCGCUGCGGUGGUCCGGCGCCUGAGGCGGGGUGGGGGGUGGGGCUUUCACUGCCCACGGCCAGGCUCGCACGAAUUUGCUUCACGUAUGUGCAUAUACAGCUUGCGCAUCGCGAGCCAGCGUCACUUGUUAUUCUCAUCUGUCGGUGAGCGCGCGGCGCGCUGCGGAAGUUUAUUUCGUGUUGGAGC
Molecule: messenger RNA, 764 nt
Organism: Emiliania huxleyi CCMP1516
Lineage: Eukaryota; Haptophyta; Isochrysidales; Noelaerhabdaceae
Exons: 3
Coding region: 140-601 (153 amino acids)
Biological process (GO): tRNA splicing, via endonucleolytic cleavage and ligation
Cellular component (GO): nucleus
Molecular function (GO): polynucleotide 5'-hydroxyl-kinase activity
Source: RefSeq, a predicted model, not a curated record